AACAACACAGAAAACUCACAAGGUGCUCCAUCCUCAACUUCUGGGAAGCUGUUACCAUGGCAACAAAUACAUCAUCCAAAUAUGGGAACAUAAUUUCCACAAGUGAAGUGAUCCAAUCAGGAUCUCCCACUCUCUACCAGCUGACACCAAAGAAAGAAGACAUUCAACCUCUGAGAACGAAAGAGAACCUUGGAUCUCUGACAAGAAUGACUCUUGGUGAAAAAGAUCCAAACAAGAUAAACAAAACCAUCUUACUUGUUGGUGAAACAGGAUCAGGAAAAUCUACUCUGAUCAACGCUCUGGUCAACUACGCCAUGGGAGUGGAGUGGGAGGAUGAUGUCUGGUUUAAGAUCGUAGAGGAGGAGAAGAAAAGUCAACCAGAAAGUCAGACAUCAGAUGUGAUCGUGUACCAGAUCUUUGGUUUUGAAGAUAAACCUCUGCCCUACUCUCUGACCAUCAUCGAUACUCCUGGAUACGAUAGCACUGAUGGAAUCAAACAAGAUGUCAACAUCAGUCAAAGAUUAUUAGACUUGUUCCAGUCAGUGGAUGGAGUUCAUGAGAUUAAUGCAGUGGGUCUGGUGAUGACAGCGAGUGAGAAUCGACUGACUGACCGACUGAGGUACAUCUUUGAUUCAGUGAUGUCUCUGUUUGGAAAAGACCUGGAGAAGAACCUUGUCGCUCUCAUCACACACUCAGAUGGUGGGACAGCGGAAAAUGUUCUACAAGCUCUCGAGGAUGCAAACGUUAAAUGUGCCAAAGACAAAGAUGGGGAGCCUGUUCAUUUUAUGUUCAACAACCACCAGAAAACAAAGAAAACAAAGAAAAAUAAUGUUGCUCUAAAAGCUGCAUGGGAAAUGACAAUGAAACAUAUGGGUCAUUUUGCUGAUUUCCUGACCAAACAAUCCCAUCAGAGCCUGAUGACAACUGUGGAAGUCAUGAAAUCCCAAAUCAAACUGACAGCUUGCACCAACAACCUGCAGGAGAUAAUCAAGGAGAUUGAUAAAAAACAGACAGAAAUCCAACAGACUCAGGAAGCUCUGAAGAAACAUGAAGAAGAGAUGAAGAACAACAAGAACUUCACUGUAGAAGUUGAUGAGCCCUACAGAGUUAAACAAAGAGUUGUUAGAGAGAGUAGGUGGUGGGCAUUUGGGUUCAAUUAUGGAGGAGCUGUCUGCUGUACUGUCUGUGAGGAGAACUGUCACUAUCCAUGCACACUGGCCUUGUAUCCAGAACACUGUGAGGUCAUGAAAGAUGACCGCUGUACUGUAUGUCCCGGGAAGUGUCCUGCAUCAGCUCAUGUGAAGGAAGAACAAUGCAUUGACUGUGAGGGUGAGUGUUCAGAUGAAUCAAGGCAUGUCAAAACCCCCUGGAUCUAUGUGGCCAAGACAAGGAGAGUUCAGAAGACCCUGGAAGAUGUGAAGGACAAAUAUGAACAGAACAAAGCAGAAAGUGAGCAGAAGUUGCGCUUUUUGGAAACUCUUAAAAAAAACAUGGCAGAACUUCAGCAAGAAAAAGAUCAGUUGCUGGACGAGUCCUUUGAGCUUGUUGUCCAACUAGAGCAGGUCGCCCUGAAUGUAAAUUCAGUGUCCACUUAUGUCCACAUGGACUUCCUGAUUGAGAAGAUGAAGGAGAAAGGAGACAUGGAGAAGGAGAAAAAACUGGAAGAGAUGAAAAGUCUAAUGGAUAAAGAUAAAGUAAUCAUAGCAGCGCUGCGCUACAAAGUUUGAUAAACUAACACAAGCAGUUGGUAAGAGGUAGUGAUGAACUAGUAUCACUGACAGCAGACAGCUGUGUAGAAAACAAGGUCUACACUGAUGAUCAGAUGUUUCAUUAUGGUUAUAUAAUUAAUAUAUUAAAUGUGAUAAAAUUAAUUAAAUGUAAAUGUUUAAUUCCUGGAAACACUGCCUCUUUGGUGUAAUAACUGUUUGUUUGUUCUUGUAGUUUCACAUUUAAUCACCAAAAGUUACUUCACUGAACAGAUUAGACAACAGCUCUGGUUUUAAAUGCUGUGAGGACGCCCCCUCCCCCCCCUCGUAUGGCGAGUGAAUUGUGCCACGGAUAACCUACCGAAGGCGACUGUCGUGUGACUCUAACAUGUGGAUUAACUACAACGUCGCCAGUAUACAUCGUGAUAAGUACAACGCCACACCUAAUAUAGGCAUCAGACUUGCCCCCGACCCACAAUGUAUUGAGUGAAUUUAAGUGACAUCAAUCAGUAAGCCUAUGUUAUAGCAUAUAGGUUAAAAUUUAUUUUAAUUAAGUCAACAUAUACAUAUUCCAAGGACCUUAUUCCAUUGUAAAAGUUGCUCUAAAAAUACUGACAGUAUAAAAAUAAUACAAUGAAUUAAAUUGUAGUACAUCAUCAUCUUAUGUGACCUGCAGAGUUGGAAGAAUGCAUUGUAACAUUGUAAGAGUCUAACAUUUAUUGAACACUGGCGCCAUCUACUGAAAUUGGAUUUACACCAAUUUACUUCAUAGAUCUGUUUACAUGUAACUUUAUGUACAUAUGCACUUUAUAUAACUUAUAUACAUAGUAAUCAAACAUUCAUGUUUAACAUUACCUUGUUCAUCUUUGUUUUUUUUUUGUAAGUUUUAUUUGAUUAGGACAUUAAUCAACAUUUCUGUAAAUGUGCCAGUGUUAGCCAGUCUGCUAAUUUUCAACUGUAGUCCUAGCAUGCAUGU
This is a messenger RNA of Perca fluviatilis (European perch), 2682 nucleotides long. RefSeq lists its product as uncharacterized. The transcript is spliced from 3 exons. Gene Ontology annotation, molecular function: GTP binding. The coding region runs from base 57 to 1727 and encodes 556 amino acids. Lineage: Eukaryota; Metazoa; Chordata; Actinopteri; Perciformes; Percidae. The record is from RefSeq and is a predicted model, not a curated record.